AGGUUGUGUUCACCGGAGAUUUCUUUCAAUUACCCCCUGUCAGCAGAAACCGUUAUUUUAACUAUGCCUUUGAAGCCAAAUGCUGGCUUCAUGUAAUCGACCAAGCCAUUGUCUUGAAGCAGGUCUUCCGACAACGAGAUCAAAAAUUUGUAAAUAUUCUGAACGAGUUGAGACUGGGGAAAUUAUCCAUGGAGUCUCAGAGAAUCCUUUCUUCAUUGGACCGUCCGCCGGCAUCAGAGUCCGCCAUCGAACCUACCGAGCUAUUUGCGAUUCGGGACGAAGUCCGGGCGGCCAAUGAAACCCGAUUGGCCGCUUUACCUGGCCGCAUCCAUGUUUUCAAAGCCAUCGAUCAAGGUGAACGGGACAAGAUAGCCCCAUGCCUCGCUCCAGAAAUCCUUCAGCUUAAAAAACACGCUCAAGUCAUGUUGCUAAGGAACAUGGAUCGACAAUUAGUAAAUGGCUCUUUAGGUAUCGUGGUUGGGUUUACUGGAGAAGACGAAUACGCGGAUCCUUCAGUCCUAGGCCAAAUCUUAGGUCAAUGGGGAAUGGCUGCUACCAAUCGACCCGGAUUUCCCAUUGUUCAAUUCUCCAAUGGACGAAAACAAGCCAUCUAUCCAGAGAAAUGGUCCCUUGAAAUGGGAAAUAGCAUCACGGACGCAAUUGCCAUUAAUGUUGGCAUGGGCAUGGUCGAUUCACAAAAGUCAAGGCCAGACAUUGGAUCAGGUGCGGGUGGAUCUGGGAAAAGUUUUCGAAAGUGGGCAAGCGUACGUUGCACUUUCUCGUGCCACCUCACUCCGAGGACUUCAAAUUCUCAAUUUCGAUCCCAAAAAGGUCAUGGUCAACCAGAAAGUGGUCAAGUUUUAUCAGCAAUUUUAAAUCUAACAAAUGAUAAUAUGAAAAAAAAAAUAGACGCAUACCCAAUCCCUUGCUCAUUUCCUUUUUUUUCGCGCCCACAUGACUCUACAAAUUUGUAGCUAUUUGUUUCUCUAUUUAGAACUUUUUCAAUGCAAAUUGACCAAUAAGAUGAAAAUGCCCACUUAUCUGUGCGGAGGAGAAUGGAGGCAGAUAAGAGGUGCUCUUCAAAUGGAACAGAAUCAUUAGAAAAUCUUGACAACCAAAAAAAGAACCCGCAAUUUUUUCUUUCUCUA
Radiomyces spectabilis is the source of this 1148-nucleotide messenger RNA. RefSeq lists its product as uncharacterized. The record is from RefSeq and is a predicted model, not a curated record. The transcript has 4 exons. The coding region runs from base 189 to 974 and encodes 261 amino acids. NCBI's taxonomy places the organism in Eukaryota, Fungi, Mucoromycota, Mucoromycetes, Mucorales, Radiomycetaceae.